AAGUCAUAUCUGCUGCUAACGAUUUUUUGGAUAUCAGAUACAAUAAUUGGUAGGCUUUUGUCAAUUCAAAAAGAAAUUAAAAAAACAGAAGCCCCAAAAAGAAAAAUGAAAACUUUCCUCCCUUCAGUUCUGAUUUUGCUCCAAUUCGAUUGUAGCCAAGCUAUUAUACAUGAUAUCCGAAUGAAAUUCUUCCUCCCUCCACAACCCAACCCAAAACGCAAAUCCCAAAUUAUGCAGAAAUCAAUGCGAUUUAUGGGUUGGGCAGAUUUUCGUUCGGGCUUAAAAACUAUGCGCAGUGCAGAAUCCUGUCCCGGCCUGCUUCCAAAUAUUUUUCAGAAGGGGACUAUUUAUGGAAAAUACGCCUAAUUUCUACAAUGAACUCAGGGAAGGAAGAAGGAAAAAGGGAGGGUUUUUGGAGGCUUUUGAUUUGUGAAGCUUUUGUUUGAUUCAGAAUGUCUGGAGAAGAGGAAGAAAAUGCCGCUGAGCUCAAAAUCGGAGAUGAGUUUUUGAAGGCCAAGUGCUUAAUGAAUUGUGAAGUAGCAUUAAUUCUUGAUCAUAAAUAUGAGCAGCUUCAGCAAAUGUCUGAUGAUCCAAUGAACCAAAUCUCUCAGGUAUUUGAGAAAUCACUACAGUAUGUGAAGCGCUUUAGCCGUUAUAAAAAUCCUGAUGCUGUCAGACAAGUUCGAGAAAUUCUUAGCCGAUACCAGUUGGCUGAAUUCGAGCUAUGUGUUCUUGGCAACCUUUGCCCUGAAACUGUGGAGGAAGCUAUUGCCAUGGUGCCUUCUAUCAAGACAAAAGGAAGGGCUCAUGAUGAUGAGGCAAUUGAGAAAAUGUUGAACGACCUGUCAUUGAUCAAGAAAUUCGAAUAGUGGAAGCAAAAUCUUCUGUUGAUAUCAGUUUUAAAUGGGAUUUCAUGUUGUGAUCAUACCAAUUAAUACAUUCACUUGUGUGGCUAUGGAAAUGUUGAUUUAUAAUACUACUUUGAUAUAACUGCAACAUGAGAAUAUGGAUGACAUGCUAGUUUUAGACUUGGUGCCAA
This is a messenger RNA of Hevea brasiliensis (rubber tree), 1039 nucleotides long. Its product is annotated as DNA-directed RNA polymerase II subunit 4. The coding region runs from base 453 to 869 and encodes 138 amino acids. Gene Ontology annotation, molecular function: translation initiation factor binding; nucleotide binding. Gene Ontology annotation, biological process: positive regulation of translational initiation; nuclear-transcribed mRNA catabolic process, deadenylation-dependent decay; transcription initiation at RNA polymerase II promoter. The transcript has 7 exons. Lineage: Eukaryota; Viridiplantae; Streptophyta; Magnoliopsida; Malpighiales; Euphorbiaceae. Gene Ontology annotation, cellular component: RNA polymerase II, core complex; P-body. The record is from RefSeq and is a predicted model, not a curated record.